AUGAGCAGCGUUUUAGCAGCAGAUAGAAGACUUCAUCGACUUGCUGCUGCUGCUACUGCUGCUGCUGCUGCUGCUUCAACACAGGGAGAGAGGAGGCGCAGAGAAGCAUUUGUUAUACAAUCAGAGAAGGAACGCCGCCGUAUUGAACGGGGGAUCGAGGGCUCUGAAGACGAAGAAGAAGCAGCAGCAGCAGAAGAAGAGGAUGCAGCAGCAGACAGCGAAGCAGCAGCAGCAGCAGCAGCAGGAAGUUUAGACAGAGAACAGCUGCGUGCUUUAGCGCUGGAGAGGAGAAGAAGAGAGGAGAAGUUGCUGCAGCAGCAGCAGCAGCAGCAGCAAGAUGAUGACUAUGAUGAUGAAGCCUUUGAAUCGGAGUACUCAGACGUCUCUGAAGAAGAACAAGCAGAAACAAAUAUUGUCUUGCAUAAACCUACGUUUGUACCGAAGGCUAACCGAACGACAAUAUUUGAACGUGAGGCCCAGCAGCGACGAGAGCAGGAAGAAGAGCAGCAGCAGCAGCAGCAGCAGCAGCACCGAAAGCUGGAGACGAAGCAAAUGGUGUACGCUGUCUUAGCUAGAGAAGACGAAGCAGCAGCAGAAGCACCUGUUCUUCCUGUUGAAGCGCAGCAGCAGCAGCAGCAGCAGCAGCAACAGCAGCAGCAAGAAGCUGAGGGACAACUAGAAAUGCCAGAUGAUACCGAUGGGCUAGAUGCCGCUCAAGAGUAUGAAGACUGGAAGCUGAGAGAGCUAGAAAGAAUACGGCGAGAUAAAGAAGAAGAAUUAGAGAGGGAGAAAUUCCUGGAAGCGGUGGAGCGGCGACGACAGAUGACAGCAGAAGAACGAAGAGAAGACGACAAAGAGCUCGAUAAGAUGCAGCCAAAGAGAGAAAUCAGACAUAAAUAUAACUUCAUGCAGAAAUACUAUCAUAGGGGUGCAUUCUUUCAAGAUUUGGCUCGCAGCGGCGAAGAACCGAUAUACCUUCGCGACUUUAACGCACCUGUUGGAGAAGACGCUGUGGAUAAGAAGGCUUUACCGAAGAUACUGCAGUUGCGUCGCGGCGAGCUUGCAAGAGGAGGGCGAACGAAGCAUACGCAUCUGGUGGACGUUGAUACAUCGGACUUAUCGCAUCCUUGGAUGCAGGCUAUGAGGGAUCUGCAGGGACAGAAACUUCUUAAGAAAGCUGCAGGGGUUAAAGGGGCCCAUGACUUUGAGCGGCCGUCUCUACGUAAACACAAGCAAGAAAAUUAA
Molecule: messenger RNA, 1245 nt
Organism: Eimeria acervulina
Lineage: Eukaryota; Apicomplexa; Conoidasida; Eucoccidiorida; Eimeriidae
Product: Microfibrillar-associated protein 1, putative
Exons: 8
Coding region: 1-1245 (414 amino acids)
Biological process (GO): mRNA splicing, via spliceosome
Cellular component (GO): U2-type spliceosomal complex
Molecular function (GO): RNA binding
Source: RefSeq, a predicted model, not a curated record